GUGUUUAAUGCCAUUUGUGACCUGUACAGAGAAGGACUCAAGGCUUUUUGCACUACCUGCAGCCAGCAGGUAAGCUAAAUUUAUUCAAAAGAGAGUGACUAAUCAACAAAUCAAUGUUUAAUGUUAAGAUUAUUAGCCUACAUUUAUUGCACAUUAUAAAACUUUAUUUGAAGGAAACAAAUGCAUUAAAAUAAUUACCUAUGUUAUGAGUUAAGCCUUUUAAUAUAUGGUACUUAACAGUACUAGCAGAAAACAACAGCAUUAGAUAUUGAUGUUAAUAUGAUUAAAUAGUUCCCAGGUGUAAUGAGUGAUGAGCAGUUGAGACAAGCCCGACAUUCUGUCAGUCAGCUUAUUGACCAUGACAUCAGCGCCAUGUUUGACAAUUUAGAGGUUUGUUUUAUAUGUCUUAUAAUCAUAUAAUAUUUAAUGCCAUGAAGAAAUUUAACUUUAAGCUCAGUGACACUAGAAAGUCUGAUGGCACACUUUUGUUGGUACCGUUAUAAGAUAAGUUGACAUGUGUGACUUGUGCUAGUGCUGUUCCAGAUGCAGCUGCAACAUUAUGUGUACAAUCUUUAUCCCAUAAAUUCAAAUCAUAUCAAUGAUAAGUUAAUGAUAAGUUAACAGUUUUUGUUUAAAUUUUUUUUUAAAUUAUGAAAUGAAAGUGAUUAAAAUUCAAUGCUGUAUGUCACUUUUUUUUUUGUUUUUUAACUAGCGUUGACAAGAUAAUAACACAUUUAAUGUGUGUAAUUAAUAACUACAAUCAUUGUAAUGGAUAUAAAUAAUGUAAAUUUUGUUUUGGAUAGAGCUACUUACUGGAACGAGUGUUUACCAUUCCUGAGAAUGUUGUAUUGCCAGAAGACAAAUGCCAGAUUUUACAUAGUAGUGCAGACAGUUACGAUCAAAUAGAAGAUAAAAAAAAUGAGUUGAAGAAAAAAAUUAUUGCUGUAAGUAAUGAUGAUCAGAGCUAUUUUAAAACAUUAUUCUCUUAAUAAUUCAUAUUUAGUUAAUUCAGAAUUAGUUGUUGUUUUAAAAAAUUGUAAGUAUGAAUAUUAUGAAGAAGAAAAAUUAUUAAAAUUCUUUGGGACCAAAAUUAUCUGUUUGUAAUGUUACUGAAAUAAUCAGUCAUUAAAUUGCUCUGAACAGAUGUUUGGAUAAUAGCAUCCAUAUAUUUUUACUUUUUAUUUACAUUUGUCCUUAAUAUUAUUAUCUACCUCAGGACUGAGGAAAUGAGUCUUAAACUAUCUUAUUUAUUGUUACCUGUAAUAAUGUUUCAGGUAAAAUAUGCUAAUGCACAGUUAAACCAAAACAUAGCAGAUGCCAGUGCAUUACAAAGCACACUGGAUGAGGUACUAAAGCAAAUGUCAGAUGGGAACAUUUCAAGGCUUGGAGGUAACCACUAAUAAAAUAGCAAUAGAACUAAACAUUAUGUUACUAACAUAAUUUGAUGAAAUUUUUAGAAUUACCAAAACUUCCUUUGAAAAAUCGAAACUCACACAGAGAAAUAUAAUUAAGAUUUUGUAAAAUAUAAAUUUGUUGAAAUUGAAUUAUAAAAGAAUAGUAAAUAAAAAAAAUUGUUUCAUUACCGUACUUUUAAUCUCUGAAAAAUUUUUACAACCUUUAUCAGUUGUCAAAAUUAAUUUUAAUUAUUAGACUUGUAUUCCCAACUGAUGAGUGGACUUGACCAGGAGUAGUUUGGCAUGGUCAAUUUCACAAGGUGACAAUUUACUUUGAAUUACACAAUUUAGAUUUCUGUCUUCUUAAUUGACAUAAUUUUUCAAUUUUUUCAGCUAAAAAUAUAAAAGACUGGCUAUCCUAUUACAGUGAACAGCUAAUAAAACUCAACCAGAAAUGAUUGUGGAAUUUAAUGGGUAUCAAAUCUACUAGAUUCAGUGUAAAUAUUUUAGUAGUUUUCUCAUGUUUUUUAAUGUAGAAGCAGAACAAGUUUGAUUGCAAAGAAUGAAAAAUUAUUGUUACUUGACCCAAGGAAGAAAAAGAGGUGCA
This is a messenger RNA of Lymnaea stagnalis (great pond snail), 2001 nucleotides long. The record is from the annotation of a GenBank genome assembly. NCBI's taxonomy places the organism in Eukaryota, Metazoa, Mollusca, Gastropoda, Lymnaeidae.